Messenger RNA from Oncorhynchus gorbuscha (pink salmon), 2168 nucleotides. RefSeq names its product zinc finger protein 333-like. The transcript is spliced from 4 exons. NCBI's taxonomy places the organism in Eukaryota, Metazoa, Chordata, Actinopteri, Salmoniformes, Salmonidae. Gene Ontology annotation, biological process: regulation of transcription by RNA polymerase II. Gene Ontology annotation, molecular function: DNA-binding transcription factor activity, RNA polymerase II-specific; RNA polymerase II cis-regulatory region sequence-specific DNA binding. The record is from RefSeq and is a predicted model, not a curated record. The coding region runs from base 151 to 1674 and encodes 507 amino acids.
GAACGGAAGGGCGAUUGCUCACACGUUACCCACUCACUACAUUGUUGCCAUUUAUCAACAUCUUCGGAUUGUUUUUUGCACAUUAUCUUAGACAUUUUAUAUUAUCUACUUCACAUAGAGAAUACACAUCUGUAAUUUGGGCAGGACAAGAUGGCGAGCUGCAAUUUUCAGGCGCAGUUGGUAUCCAUUAUGGAGGUAUUGGCUAAAGCAGCAGUAGCAGAAAUAAACAGACGCGUAGAUGAUAGCUGUGCUGUUAUACGUUUGGAAAUGACCCAAAGCCAGCGAGAUAUUGAUGUAUUGAAAAGGAAGUGGCAAAUGAUGGAGAGCGAGCUGGAGAAGACGCGCAGACGAAAAGAGAGAUCUUCAUAUCCAGUCAAAAUUGUUUUGAAAAAGCAGAGGAGUAGCUCACAGUGCAGAGACGAAGAGCUGGCUGUUGAAGAGGACUCUCAACCCCAGUCUACCGAUGUGGAGCAGGGAGUGAAGACUGAACUCAUACUGAUCAAAGAUGAGGAGACAGCAGAGGACGUGUGGAAGACUGACCCUCAGGAAGAGCUCAGGAUCACUGGAGAGGAAUCUGGUUCCAAGCCUGGGAAACCACCAUCCUUUGAGCAACGGCACUGUGAUGAGGACUUCAUCACACAACCCAAUAUAUCUCCCAGAGACUCAGUGGAACAUUACCCCAAUUCUGAUCGUCCAGAGGAACCAGGAACACCCCAGCUCGCAUCUACAGAGGUGUUCAGCACAGAGCAGCACCGGCUGGACGAGGACUCACUAGACCUAGUGAUGGUGAAAGAGGAGGAGCUGGAUCAGACCACGGGCCUGGCAGGACCUGACCAGUUUGUCAUGGAUGAGACUGAUGGGCAGCUGUGGACCUCUGUGGAUCCAGGCAGAGACACUGACCCUGUCUGCCACCCAGAUUUCUCCUUUCAUUCCACAGAAGAGUACUCUCAGAAUAUCUCAAUUUACCCAUCUCAUAGUGGGCUGCCAUCUGUUCCUACUAUGACAGAUGAAGUGGGGCCAUCGCUUCACUCUUCUAUAUGGAAACCACAUGCUAACAUGUUCAGUGCAGCAAAACACAUGACAAGACAUGUCAGGACAUUGGCUGAUGAGACUAGACAACAGAUGCCAGAGGGACAGAGCAGCGAGACGCUGAACUCAAAUAAUGAUGGAAAUAGUUUAGCUCUACAGCCAAGGAAGCAUCAGUACAGGGCUUCAGAAGCAACAGUGAGAUUGAGUGAGUGCAUGACAGGGUCAAACAUGGCCACCACCUCCACCUUCUCUGGAUACAGCCUGAGUCACAGUAGUUUUAACAUGGUGAAGAGAAUGAGGACUCAGUGGAGGUCGGGCGGCACCACUGAGAGGCGUUUCAGCUGCACCUUCUGUGGGAAGAGUUUCCAGCGUCUCUGCCAGCUCAAAGUACACCUCCGGAGUCACACCGGAGAGAAACCGUACACCUGCGAACAGUGUGGCAGGAGUUUUACCAAGCAGUGCAACUUGAUCAGACAUGCUGUGGUCCACAGUGGGGAGAAGCCCUUCGAGUGCACACAGUGUGGGAAAUGCUUCACCCAGCGUUCCAAUAUGACAUCACAUCAGAGAACUCACAUAGGAGAGAGUGCAGUGUCUCCAUACGUAGCACCUGCAUACUCUGGGGAUCCACACACAAGUUUAAUGUAGUCUCAGAACAGAUGGAACAUAAUUGCGUUAUGCUUCAGAAACGCUUUCUAUGUUAAUUUUGGUUUAGAAGGUAUUUUGAGAAAUGUUGACAACCUUUUCCUCCUCAUUGAUUUGUGAAAUGGUUUUCAUGUUUCACUGUUCACGGAUCCUCACUUUUUUAAAUAACCUUUUUAUUUACAUCUACUAACAUUUGAUAUUUCUACCACAAAAUCAUAAAACCAUAUUAUAUUCAAGCAAAUGUAUUUAAUGAAAGAGUCAAUCUGUGCUUUUAGAUGAAUAAUAUGUAGGAGCCAUUUAGUCUGUAUUGUCUAGGUAGUGUCUGACUAUCUGGGAUGUCAUGUCUUGCCACAAGGGACAGUCUCAUAUCAGGUCAGGUUAAUAACUAAAUUCAACUUGAUUUUCAGUUAAGGGUUGGAAAUGACUCUGCUGCCCCAAAGUGUUAAGUUACUGUAUGUCUUUUCAAAACGAGGCAAUAAAAUAUCUGUUUGUGUUAA